This is a messenger RNA of Bufo bufo (common toad), 3377 nucleotides long. RefSeq names its product hormonally up-regulated Neu-associated kinase (gene HUNK). The transcript has 10 exons. Bases 381 to 2447 code for a protein of 688 amino acids. The record is from RefSeq and is a predicted model, not a curated record. NCBI's taxonomy places the organism in Eukaryota, Metazoa, Chordata, Amphibia, Anura, Bufonidae. Gene Ontology annotation, molecular function: ATP binding; protein serine/threonine kinase activity. Gene Ontology annotation, cellular component: cytoplasm. Gene Ontology annotation, biological process: protein phosphorylation; intracellular signal transduction.
AAAUUACUGCACAUUCUGAGUGAAUGAGGCUCUUCAGUCGGGGAGCCCUCAGUCCCUGCACCUCUGUCCUGCCUUCCUUUCCUUACUCCAGGGCUGUGCAUUCAUUACCAGAGCUGCUGGGACUAUCAGGCAAGGAUCAUGUGCAGCCACCCACUCUGAUUGUGGAUUUUCUUUUAUUUAUUUUUUUACUCUCCAUUGAUAAAACAGAGAGCAUAGACUCAUCUGGACCAUGCACAGUAGACCUUGCAUUCUGCUGGUGCUGAGCCCUUGCUAGGACUUCUUCCAGGGCUAUUGACCACUCAUAUUCACCACAUCACUAAAGAUCUGUCAGGUUUUCUGUAGGAUCUCAUCUGACCUGUGGACCCUCUGUCUCCUUCAGGAUGCCAGCUGCAGCUGGGGAUGGCAUCAGUGAGUCUCCCCCAAGGUUUAUGCUUGGGGAGAAGCCCCCGGUGCAGAUUGAGGACUCCUUCCUGCCAACCUCUGUGAGCAACGUGUCCCGGGAUACCCUGCGCAACUUCCAUCACACCAAGAGGGUGGGCAACUACCUGAUCGGGAGGAAGCUGGGAGAAGGGUCCUUUGCCAAAGUCAGAGAAGGGCUACAUGUGGUCACUGGAGAAAGGGUGGCCAUAAAGGUUAUUGAUAAGAAAAAAGCCAAGAAGGACACUUAUGUAACCAAGAACUUGCGUCGGGAGGGUCAGAUCCAACAGAUGAUUCGGCACCCCAACAUUACUCAGCUGCUGGAUAUCCUGGAGACGGAGAACAGUUAUUAUUUGGUUAUGGAGCUGUGCUGUGGAGGAAACCUCAUGCAUAAAAUUUACGAGAAAAAAAGACUGGAAGAGCAUGAAGCAAGAAAAUACAUCCGGCAACUGAUUCAAGCUGUUGAACAUCUGCACCGUGCUGGAGUUGUCCACAGAGACUUGAAGAUUGAAAAUCUGUUACUGGAUGAGAACAACAACAUCAAGCUUAUCGAUUUUGGAUUGAGCAACUGUGCUGGAAUCCUGGGUUAUACAGACCCUUUCAGUACACAGUGUGGAAGUCCUGCCUAUGCUGCUCCAGAACUCUUGGCAAGGAAGAAAUAUGGGCCCAAGGUGGACGUCUGGUCUAUUGGAGUUAACAUGUACGCCAUGCUGACUGGCACGCUGCCAUUUACCGUGGAGCCCUUUAGCUUGCGAGCUCUGUAUCAGAAGAUGGUAGACAAAGCCAUGAAUCCGUUGCCCUCCCACAUCUCUCCUGCUGCUAUUAAUUUCCUCCGGUCUCUACUGGAACCAGAUCCAUUGAAAAGACCGAACAUCCAGCAAGCAUUGGCAAAUCGAUGGCUAAAUGACAGCUACCAUGGAAAAGGAGCUCACACAUAUCCAAACAGGAUCCAUCUUGAAGACUUGAGUCAGAGCGUGAUCCGUCACAUGUCGGAGAAACUUGGUUAUAAGCACAGUGAUGUCAUCAACGUCAUCCUCUCCAACCGCGCAUGUCAUACCCUUGCUGUUUACUUCCUGCUCAACCGGAAGCUGGAACACUACCUAAUCACUAUGAGGAAACCUGACAUUAAUGACAACAUUUGCCACAAGAACCAGAUGCAUCCAUUAGAAAAAUACAAGUCGAAUAAGAACUCCUACGAGGAAAGAAAACCUAAAGAUGCAGAAAAGCGAGGAGAACAGCGUUGCAGCCAGAAAAAGAUGGAAAAAUGUUCUCCAUCCCACAGGCAGCCACCAUGUGUCAUGACACAAGGCCAUAACUCCAAGCCUCCCAUUAAGGAGAGAAGGUCUUCAAAGUCUGAAAGGGAAUCCAUCACCAGGUUAAGCCCCUUCCAUGAAGUUCGAUUUAACAAGACGGCCUGCGUCACCUCCUGUUCUUUAGAAUAUUUGGAAUUACAGAGUCCAGAUCCAAGAACGCCUAAGAUCAUGAGACGUCAAGACUCCCACUCACAAGAAACUGUGAACAUGAACAUGGGCGUUCGCAUGAGGGAACCCCACCUGAACGUUGUACGUUCCUUUGAGUCUGUGAACAGAGAAGACCAAAUAGAAUUGUCUCCAUCACACCAGUAUCGAGUCAUAGAUUCCCCGAUUUCCUUCUCCCCCCGUCAUUCCAGUGAAAGAACUCUCUCCCCAAUCUUUCAGUUUGACAACACAACACCUGUGAAGGCUCAUUCCACCCUUUCAUCUUUCACAUAUGAGGACAAAAGUAGCCCAUCUAGCUCUGAAUCCAUGUCUCCAACUUCUCCCCAUUCCCCAUCAUGUAACAAUAACAUUUCUGGCAACUUGGGAAGUCCAAACUGUGUUAGGAGCCGAGGUCGAUUUCCUAUGAUGGGCAUUGGACAGAUGUUGAGAAAGAGGAGUCAGGUUACCUCACCUAAACCUGAAAACUCUUUGGAAUCCCGAAUGCCAGCCUUGCAACAGAUGAGCCCAGGUUAUUCCAAUUUCAACUCCUCCGAUAUGAAUGGUUUUUGCUGAUUGGCCAUGUUUUCCAGAACUGUGGUUUAUUUCAGGGCUCAAACCCCUAUUGUAGAAAGAGGAGGAGAACUUGAUUAUAUUUGUAAAUGUGAAUUUUGUAAUAUUCCUCACUGUAUCAAGAGCUUUUGUAUGUGUUUUAUUUUAUGCAUUGCUAAAUUCAUCACUUCUGUGAAUUGCACCUCUGCAUUAGUGAUGCCAGUGAAAUUCCAAGAGCUCUGUCUGGUACAGUACAAAAUAGUCAAUUUUUAUGGGAAAAAAUUCCAGAAACAUUACUAAAGGACGUUUCUUUGGACAUACAGAGGUGCUGAGUUCUGCUGUAACUAAUCUUUUUGAAAUAAACAAUACUGGGGUCUAUUGACGUUACCUACUACGGACAAAACCUGAUUUCUAAGCUGUUAAUUUACUGCACUGACCUUGAUGCACUUGGGAACGCUAAGGAACUGGAACUACUUACAUUGCAAAUGGCUUUUGUGAACAUUAAGGAUUUUUCUCAUUGCACAUCAAAGUGUUAUGAUGUUAAUAUUUGACACUGUGCCACCGUUUUCCUCAAGGUCAUUGUAUUAGGUCAUUUUGUCUUGACUUUUUUCCUCAUUAAAUUUUUUUUUUACAAAACUUUAAGCUGUUCUGUAAAGACUGAUGAAAGCAAAGUUUGAUAUUGUUUUUGGUACGAUGGUUGAUUCAGAACUCAUUUAGACUUUUUAGGCUUAGGAUUGUGUCAUGUGGGCAUCAGGAAACUAUGUAACAACUUGAUUUCAGACAAUUUUAUUAUAUUAUUUUUGCCUUGGUGCAGUUUAAGUGGUUACUGCACUCAAAACAAAGUCGCAUGAGUUAAGAGUGUUACUUAUGUUAUAUGUCUGGCAAUCACCAUACAGUUUGGGUCACCAAGAAGUCUCCAAAGUAGGUCCUUUCCUAAUUAUAAUGUGACUGUUU